UGUACUUGUCCCUUCACAAUGUUUCUAGGGACAAAGAUCAACGUUCCUUUUCUCUGCUUCUGUUUCUCCAAUUUUUCCGAUGUUGGGGUCGACGUCUUCUGAAUCAUACUUCUGGGAUUCAUCAGCCCUCGAGUUCAGGAAAAGAUGUUUGCACGCUCUAUGCGUUGGAUGCUUUGGCAAGUGAUUAUUGUACGUAAAUCAUUGUAAACACACCUGAACGAAGCUGCCAUGAGUUUGAUCACUUGCAUUUCCUUUGUAAAACGCCUGUGGGUGGCGUGGGGGAUUCAGCUCUUGGUCGUCGCAACCGUUGCCUGCAAGAUUGUUCUCGCAAUAUUAGGCAGCCGUCGGAAAUAUGUGACGUGGAUUUCAGCUAAUCUCGUCAUUUGGGCCACAUAUUUGCUACUUUCUUACUUUGCGACAAUCGCGCUGGGAAAGCUUACUGUGGUCCGCAUCGACGAUCCUAAAAAUCCAGGUUACGAUGUGGUCUUGCAAGGGCUAUUGGCCCCGUUACUUCUGAUGCAACUCGGGUACGCAGACGGCAUAACGGCCUAUGCGGUGGAAGACAACCGGCUGGGAUUGAGACAAAUAUUGAACAUUGGGGCUACGGUAGGCGUUGUGGUUUGGAUUCUCGUUCGCUGUUGGGACAGCUCAUCCCCGGCCUCAAUGCUGUUCUUCCCCUUGUUCGUGGCUGGAAUCAUAAAAUCGGUGGGGUGGGUCUGGGCUCUCCAAUCCGUGUAUGAUGAGAACUCGAGCGUGACCACGGAGGACAUGUCCGAAGAAGCCGGCAUUAAGCAAGUGUUUGAAGCGUUCCCUGACGACGAGAAGUUCGCGUCCACAAAGGACGUCUUAAAGGCCUACUAUCGGUUCGACUGUUUGAAGCCCCAUCUCGUGAACUGGCUGUACCACCCUCUCUUCAUAUCCCGCGAUUGGAUGUCCAUCGACAGUUACCCCGCUGACCGUGCUUUCACCAUGACCGAGAUCGAGCUGAACUUCAUGUUCGAUGUGCUCUACACUAAAGCACCCAUUCUGUACACAAAACGCGGCCUCAUAGGCCGCUUCAUCGGCUUCUUCUGCUUGCUGUCUACCUUGUGUAGAUUUUCCGUGAUCUUCAAGAAUGCCUUCUUGAUCGAUAUGUACAUCACCUGUACCUAUGCGUUACUGAUGGCAGUCACAUCUCUGGAGCUUUAUCAAAUCACGAUGCUGGCGUUUUCGGAUUGGGCAGUGGUGAAGAUGAGUAUGCACCUUAAGGCGCCGCUUGUCCUAAGGCUCCUCCCGUUUCUAGCCAGACGGUGCAUGAAGCAGAAAAGAUGGUCGAGGUCGGUAGGGCAGCUCAAUUUGUUAAACCGCCGCCUCUUGUACGAACAAUGGUCGAAGCCUGUCGCCACGAUACUUGAUUUGUUUGAGAAAGGGGAGAUCUUCAGAAGGUAUUGGUUACAUUCCAGCCAGGCUAUCCCCUCUUCCCUCAAGGUGCUGGUUGUUCAAAACAUGGCAGAGCUAGAGAAGCAAAGACACCUCCUGCCCUUCACAGAAAGAGGCGACUGGACGCUUGACACUUACGGCAUCAGAGAGAAACAAGGACUGAGCAAUAGCAUCGAGAUGAGAUUCGAUAGGAGCAUCAUUAUCUGGCACAUUGCGACAGAAAUCCUGCACGAAUUAGAGGGAGAUCACUCCGAUGCUUGCAGAGGAAGCAAACUCCUAUCAGAUUACAUGAUAUACCUCCUUGCUCUGCGUCCUUACAUGUUGUCCCUCACCACUGCCGACAUCACGCUGGAGUACGCUUGUUGCGCACUGAGGCCUUUCUUGAGGCAACGAGACAUUAGAGAAGCAAUUAGCAAAUUAUCGUUGGCAGAUGAAGAUUUCCCAGACCCUGUGGAAUUGAGUAAGCCGACGAUGAUCACUCACGGCUGGCAUGUGUUGCCGGAGGUGCAGAAGCUCGUGAUCGACCUGAGGAUGAUGGACAACAAGUGGGAGAUCAUCAGCAGCAUCUGGGUGGAGAUGCUGUGUUAUGCAGCAUACAGGUGUCAAGUGUAUCACCAUGCCAAGCGACUGAGAAGAGGAGGUGAACUCAUCACUCAUGUGUGGCUCCUCUUGGCCCACAAGACUGACAAGUACCGUUCGGAAAUUCCUAAAGAUCUUGCUCCCUCCUCCAAACCCUUCACUAGAAAAGAUUCUUCUAGUUGCUUCCAAAAGAUUUUUGGGAAGAGAGAUGCUAAAACUCGAUACAACCUUAUGUGAUGUGACAUCGUCACGUUCAGUUGGUUUAUUUAUAUUCAAAAAUUCAAAUACUAAAUGACAGUUGAUUGUGUCAUGUGUGUCAUAGUUUUAAGUUCAAAUCUUUCCAAAUCUUCAUUUGCCUUCUCGAUUAUAUAUUUUUUCAUAUUUCUUUAUUAGGAAAAAUGUUAGCAUACA
This is a messenger RNA of Eucalyptus grandis, 2409 nucleotides long. RefSeq lists its product as uncharacterized. The coding region runs from base 229 to 2235 and encodes 668 amino acids. The record is from RefSeq and is a predicted model, not a curated record. The transcript has 3 exons. NCBI's taxonomy places the organism in Eukaryota, Viridiplantae, Streptophyta, Magnoliopsida, Myrtales, Myrtaceae.